Molecule: messenger RNA, 1869 nt
Organism: Psilocybe cubensis
Lineage: Eukaryota; Fungi; Basidiomycota; Agaricomycetes; Agaricales; Agrocybaceae
Exons: 10
Coding region: 1-1869 (622 amino acids)
Biological process (GO): adenylate cyclase-activating G protein-coupled receptor signaling pathway
Cellular component (GO): heterotrimeric G-protein complex
Molecular function (GO): GTPase activity; G protein-coupled receptor binding; G-protein beta/gamma-subunit complex binding
Source: RefSeq, a predicted model, not a curated record
AUGCCUGUCCCUUCUGAAGACCCUCUCGAUGAGGUCCUCAAACCACCACCGGACGAGACUCCAGAGCAGCGUGAACUCCGUCUCGAAAGAGAGGCAGAGGCAAAGCGCGUCAGUCUCGCGAUCGAUGCUAACAUCAAGGCUGAGCGACAAGCCCUCAGAAAGAAACGCAUCGUCAGACUUUUAUUGCUCGGCCAAAGCGAGUCUGGUAAAUCCACAACGUUGAGACAAUUUCAACGGUUAUAUACGCCGACCGCAUUUCGCGAAGAACGAAUUCUGUGGCGUGCAGUCAUUCAACUCAACAUUGUUCGUUCAAUACGUAUCAUCCUCGAUGCCCUAUCUGGUCCGAUGCCCAAUUCACCAUAUUCAUCGCCACGAGCACGAAACCGUAGUCUCUCCAGAGGUAGGGCGCCACCACUUCCGUCCAACUAUUCACCGCCCUUCCCACCACAGUCACAUGCGCCAGACAACAUGGACCAGAUGGACUACCCCCGGCGCAAUGGUCAUGGUCAUGACAUGAACUUUUCAUAUGUCAAUCAUCCUCUCUAUCCCCCACGACAGCCCCAGAGACACCAGAUACCACCAACACAUCAUUACAACGACCCCGAUCUAGAUGAUGAUUUAGACGACUCCGACACAGAUUUCGCCGUCGGAAACAACUCGUAUCCCAGCUCUCCGCCCAACUUCAACGGCAGCCCACGAUCGCACCCAUCCGGUUCAUCGACCACCACGCUCGCCCAGAGCCCGUUGGAGGCCCUCAAAGCCCGGCUACUACCCUUGCGGCAUAUAGAAGCACUGCUCAUUGCAAAGCUCGUUCCCCCCAAUGAGGAAGAGGCGACACAUCUUGCAGGGCCGAGCCAUUACCAAAACGGACAACCUUCCCCAACCGACUCACAAUUCUCACAUCACACACUACACCAUAAUGGUCGACCGUAUAGACACCAAAGAAGCCAGUCGUAUCGGAAUCAGGAAAUCUUCGUGCGUCCCGGACCUGGCUGGAAAGGUGGUCUGGCACGAGCCAGAGUAAACUUCCCAGACUACUCGGACGCGUCGUCGCAGAGCAGUAGUAAUGGGCAGAGGCCCAUGAGUGCCGGGAACACUGGGCUGGAGUCGCCAGACGAGCCGCAGGAGGUGUUGCACUCGUGUAAAAGGGACAUGAUCCAAUUGUGGAACGAUGAAGCGGUUAGGGACGUGCUUCGGAGAAGGAAAAUUAGACUUGAAGAUGCUAGUGGGUUCUUCUUGGACGAUCUUGAGCGGGUUACAGCACUGCGGUACAUGCCUACCGACGACGAUGUUCUCAAGGCACGAUUAAAAACUGUUGGCGUAUCGGAAUACAAGUUUGAGAUGGAGAUCAGUGCGGGUAGGGAAAGUGGAACAGAGUGGAGAAUAGUCGAUGUCGGUGGGAGCCGUAGCCAAAGACCGACGUGGGCACCUUUCUUUGACGACGUGGAUGCUAUCAUCUUCCUGGCUCCUAUCUCCGGAUUCGACCAAGUCCUUGCCGAAGACAGGACUGUAAACCGCCUGGAAGAUUCUGUCUUGCUAUGGAAAGACGUCUGUUCUUCGAAAAUUCUGGCCAAUGUGGAUCUUGUUCUAUUUCUUAACAAGUGUGAUAUCUUGGAGAAGAAGCUAAAUUCAGGAAUCAAACUGGCGAAAUAUGUCCGGAGUUAUGGCGACCGGCCGAACGACUUGGACAGUGUUAGCAAAUACCUUCGUGGAAAGUUUAGCGCGAUCCAUCGAGAAUAUUCGCCGAACCCAAGGAAAUUUUAUGCGUUUUGCACAAGUGUGACUGAUACGGUGACCACCGCUGGAAUUAUUGCUAGUGUGCGCGAUAUGGUUAUACGACAGCAUCUAAAGCAAUCAAAGCUCUUAUAA